UACCAUACCAUAUAACUGUCAAGAUUUGCUUAGGAAAAAAAAAACAAAAAUUCUGUUUUCUAAUGCACAAUUAAUAUAUGGCUGCUGAAGAAGUACUACUCCUCAAGCUCUUUGAUACUUACUGGUUUGAACAAGAAAUAUUAUUUACCAACACACAUAAAUUCAAGAAACUAUUUCAAGAAAAUCCUCAUGAAAUUCAAGAAUCAUCAAAUCUCUUAGGUCGAUCACAAAGUGAUUACUCUUCAAAAAUAUCCUCAGAUGCAUGUCAGAUACUUCUAAAGCAGAACAUUUUUGAAGGAUCAGAUACAAGUCCGAGUUUUAGUAGUCAACUUGGGAACUCUCCAACUUCUGUUAUUAUCACACAUAACAGAGUUGCACAAGAAGUAAAAAUGAAGGCUAGAAAAGGAGUUAAGGGAAUUAUUCGAAUUCGGAGAAGCUCAUCGGAGCUUGAACUUGAGGAAUUAAAGGGGUUUAUGGAUUUGGGAUUUGAGUUUAGUGAAGAAGAUAAGAAUUCAAGUUUGGUUACAAUUGUUCCUGGAUUGGAGAAAUGGGGAAUUGUUGAUGAAAAAGUUGAAAAUAAAAAGAAGGAUAUUGUUCAUAAAAGGCCUUAUCUUUCUGAAGCAUGGGAGAUUCUUGAAAAAAGAAAAAUGAGUAAGAAAUUGUUGAAAUGGAGAUUUCCAUCUAUGCACAAUGAUAUGAAUAUGAAACAUAAUCUUAGAUUUUGGGCUCAAACUGUUGCAUCAACUUUCAAAUGAAAAAAAAAUCAUAAACAUUGUUUGUGCUUCUUUCUAUGAUUUCAUCAUUUGCUUCUUUGUGUUUGUUUGUAGUUUGCUUCACAAUUUGUGGCCUAAUUUGGCUUGUUGCAAAUGUAAAUAUAGCUUGAUUCUUUCAUCAAAUUUUCUUGUCCAAAGAUUCUAUAUAGACUACUCAAGUCUUGUAUAAUUGUGGUGUAUAUGGU
Messenger RNA from Solanum stenotomum, 958 nucleotides. RefSeq lists its product as uncharacterized. Lineage: Eukaryota; Viridiplantae; Streptophyta; Magnoliopsida; Solanales; Solanaceae. The transcript has a single exon. The record is from RefSeq and is a predicted model, not a curated record. Bases 78 to 755 code for a protein of 225 amino acids.